AGGAUGCAGGCGGUCAUUGUUAUGAUAUGUCUGUUCCAAGGAUUUGCCCAUUCAAAACAGCUAAUGAGAACAAAGAGAGCUGCCGUUUCAGAAGCCUUUAUGAAUAUCAAUAAACUUAUUAGCCACAAAGGCUACCUGAGCGAGGAGUAUAAAGUGAUGACAGUGGAUGGCUAUAUUCUUAGCUUGAACAGAAUUCCAUCUGGCAGAAAAAAUCAGCUGGAUUCCGGUCUGAAACCUGUAGUGUUUCUCCAGCAUGGUUUACUAGGAGAUGGAAGCAACUGGGUGACCAACUUGGCCCACAACAGUUUGGGCUUCAUCCUCGCAGAUGCUGGAUAUGAUGUUUGGAUUGGAAACAGCAGGGGAAAUACAUGGUCCAGAAGUCACCAAAAUCUGUCUGUAAGCAAAGAUGAAUUUUGGGCCUUCAGCUUUGAUGAGAUGGCAAAGCAUGAUCUUCCAGCUGUCCUCAAUUUUAUUCUACAGAAAACUGGCCAACAACAGUUAUAUUAUGUUGGCUACUCACAAGGUGCUACAAUAGCAUUUGUAGCAUUUUCAACCAUGCCAGAGUUGGCUCAGAAGAUCAAAAUGUUUUUUGCCUUAGGUCCUGUGACUAGAAUUAAGUAUGCCAAAAGUCCUAUAGUAAAACUUCUUAAUCUCCCAGACAGGUUCCUUCAGGCAUGGUUUGGCAAAAGAGAAUUCCUUCCCCAGAAGUGGCUAGUGAGAAAGACCCUUGCUACAUUCUGCAGCCGCCACCUCUUUGCUAGUGUUUGUGGAAACAUCUUUUUCCAUCUCAGCGGGUAUAAUAUGAGAAAUAUAAAUAUGAGCCGAAUAAACAUAUAUGCAGCCCGAUCACCAGCUGGAACAUCAGUACAGAAUAUAUUACAUUGGAGACAGAAUUUUCGCUGUGGAUUAUUCAAGGGUUUUGACUGGGGUGAUGAGAUGAAGAAUAAGAAAAAGCAUAAUCAGUUUACUCCUCCGAUAUAUAAAGUGGGCGAUAUGACAGUUCCAACUGCGGUAUGGACCGGUGGAAAAGAUUUACUUUCAGACCCAAAAGAUAUUGCUAUUUUACUGCCUCAAAUUAAACAUCUUGUUUCCCAUAAAUCCAUUCCAGAAUGGGCACAUCUCGAUUUCAUCUGGGGUCUGGACGCACCCCGGCGCAUGUAUAAUGAAAUAAUUGCUCUGAUGAAGAAACGUACAUAA
This is a messenger RNA of Python bivittatus (Burmese python), 1197 nucleotides long. Its product is annotated as lipase member M-like. Gene Ontology annotation, molecular function: hydrolase activity, acting on ester bonds. Lineage: Eukaryota; Metazoa; Chordata; Lepidosauria; Squamata; Pythonidae. The record is from RefSeq and is a predicted model, not a curated record.